AUGAUGGGACUCGUGCCUGGCCGCCGCCGGACCAUCUCGAAUGCUAGCAGUCGAUCCUCGAGUGAAGCGGCGGAUCCCCUCGACGAUGACACCCUCGUGGUCGAGCCCGACCAGGGAAAUGUCCUGUCCCACCUUAUAUCCCAGCUGCGGCCAGGCGCCGAUCUGAGCAGGGUGGUGCUCCCGACUUUCAUCUUGGAGCCGCGCAGCAUGCUGGAACGGAUCACCAACUUCAUGUGCCACCCCGAAAUGCUCCUGCCGAUUCCCGAGAUCGACGACCCCGUUGAUCGAUUUGUCGCCGUAGUUAAAUUUUAUCUGAGCGGUUGGCACAUCCGGCCCCCGGGGGUGAAGAAACCCCUGAAUCCCGUCCUCGGCGAGGUCUUUAGCUGCUACUGGGAUUUCCCCGACAACACUCGAGCCUACUAUAUUUCGGAGCAAACAUCGCACCACCCGCCCAAGUCAAGCUACUUUUACAUGGUCCCAGGGCACAACAUUCGGGUCGACGGGACGCUCAAGCCUAGGAGCAAGUUUUUGGGGAACUCGGGCCGCCAGCAUGAUGGAAGGAACAGCCAUCUUGUCGCUACUGAACCGGGUACUCUCACGCAACCGAACAUGUACGCCAGGGGCAUCUUGUUCGGGAAGAUGAAAUAUGAGCUCGGCGACCACAGUUUCGUACGGUGCCCGGAAACCGGGUUAUCAGCCGAUAUUGACUUCAAGGUCAAAGGCUGGGUCAGCGGUACAUACAAUGCCAUUGGGGGCGUCAUCAAAAAUGACCACACCGGCGAGAUUCUCUACGAGCUCUCCGGGUUGUGGAGCGAGGAAAUGUUUAUCAAGGAUGUGAAGACGGGGCAGAGAGAGAUGUUCUUUAACGCCUUGAAAUCGAAGCCCAGUGCUCCCAUCUGCAGACCUCUCGAGGAGCAGGCUGAGCGGGAAUCGCAACGGCUAUGGGCCAAGACAGCACAAGCGGUCAAGGAGCGCAACCACGAGCUCGCAACGGACGAAAAGACCAAGAUCGAGGAGGUGCAGCGCGAAGAGGCCGCCAAGCGGGCCAACGACGGCGUCGAGUGGCAUCCCAAGCUGUUUAGGCCGGUAAAGGGCGGGCCAGGUGGGCCAGAGGAGGGCGAAGAGGACCUCGAAUGGAUCAUCAACGCCUCAGUAGACGGGACGACCCCGGAAAAGCAGGCGGCACAAAUAAUGGCCAUCUACCCGAUCGUAGCGGGGCAGAAAUUCAACCAACAAAACGUCAUCCCCCCCAGGACCUCACUCUCCGAGGCAAACGGACCGCCAAAAGACCCCCCAAGCGCCGAAGGCAACCUGAUAGACUUUGGCGAUGACGAGCCAACAUCACAGCCGCCACCGGCGAAGGAGCAGCCGGCGUCGGCGGAGGGGCAGCCGCAGACUCCGGCGAACCCGCCGCCCCUCGAUCCGUCGCACCGCAGCACAGCCGAGAUCCAAGAGAUGCUCGCCUCGACGGGCAGCCAGGCCAAGGACGGCCCCCUGGUGGAUUUCCACGAGGACAUGAAGAAGGACCUGCCCGGCAGCGUCAAGCGGACUAACACAAACGGGUCGGAGGACGACUUUGUCGACGCCCAGGGGUGA
Chaetomium fimeti is the source of this 1596-nucleotide messenger RNA. RefSeq lists its product as uncharacterized. Gene Ontology annotation, cellular component: membrane; intracellular membrane-bounded organelle; cortical endoplasmic reticulum. The record is from RefSeq and is a predicted model, not a curated record. The transcript has 8 exons. Gene Ontology annotation, biological process: piecemeal microautophagy of the nucleus; endocytosis; maintenance of cell polarity. Gene Ontology annotation, molecular function: sterol binding. NCBI's taxonomy places the organism in Eukaryota, Fungi, Ascomycota, Sordariomycetes, Sordariales, Chaetomiaceae. Bases 1 to 1596 code for a protein of 531 amino acids.